CAGGAUCCGGAAACAGGGAACAAGUUUUCCCAACCAGAAUGACCUUAGGGGUGAUGAAGGGGAAGUUGAAAGGUGCACAACAGGGCCAUUCGUUGUUGAAAAGAAAAUCUGAAGCAUUAACCAAAAGAUUUAGAGAUAUUACUCAAAGAAUUGAUGAUUCUAAAAGAAAAAUGGGUAGGGUUAUGCAAACUGCGGCAUUUUCAUUAGCUGAGGUUCAAUAUGCCACUGGUGAUAAUAUAUCUUAUCAAGUUCAAGAAUCCGUACAAAAGGCUAGAUUUCAAGUUAAAGCUAAACAAGAAAAUGUUUCAGGGGUUUAUUUACCAACUUUUGAUAGUCAUAUUAACGAGGAAAUUAAUGAUUUUAAGAUGACUGGUUUAGGUAGAGGUGGUCAACAGGUUCAGAAAGCCAAAGCUGUUUAUACUAAAGCUGUUGAAACAUUAGUUGAAUUGGCCUCUUUGCAAACUGCAUUUAUUAUCUUAGAUGAAGUUAUUAAAGUGACUAAUAGAAGAGUUAAUGCCAUUGAGCAUGUCAUUAUUCCAAGAACUGAAAAUACCAUUAGUUAUAUUAACUCUGAAUUGGAUGAAUUAGAUCGUGAAGAGUUUUAUAGAUUGAAGAAAGUUCAAGAAAAGAAACAAGAAGCCACUGCUGCUGAAGAAGCUGAAAUUAUUGCAAAUAGAGAUAAGGAGAAUUCAGAGAAAGAGAAUGCUGCUGAAGAUGACGAACAAAAGGUUAUUGAACAAGUGGAAAAAUUGGGAGUUGGCGAAGACCAAAACGAUUUACUUAAAGAAGAUGAAGACGAUGUUAUCUUUUAAAAAAGCUUCCCAAGUACACAACUAAUUGUUCUCUUUUUCCUUCAGUUCUUCCAUAAAUAGACUAGAGUCUUAUUAUUCUGCAAAAAUUAUUUCAUAAAAUACACUGACCUUCAUA
Hyphopichia burtonii NRRL Y-1933 is the source of this 927-nucleotide messenger RNA. It is a transcript of the gene VMA8, whose product is annotated as H(+)-transporting V1 sector ATPase subunit D. NCBI's taxonomy places the organism in Eukaryota, Fungi, Ascomycota, Pichiomycetes, Serinales, Debaryomycetaceae. Gene Ontology annotation, molecular function: proton-transporting ATPase activity, rotational mechanism. Gene Ontology annotation, cellular component: fungal-type vacuole membrane; vacuolar proton-transporting V-type ATPase complex. Bases 39 to 812 code for a protein of 257 amino acids. The transcript has a single exon. The record is from RefSeq and is a predicted model, not a curated record. Gene Ontology annotation, biological process: vacuolar acidification.